Vollenhovia emeryi is the source of this 2026-nucleotide messenger RNA. RefSeq names its product ATP synthase subunit alpha, mitochondrial (gene blw). Gene Ontology annotation, molecular function: proton-transporting ATP synthase activity, rotational mechanism; ATP binding; ADP binding. Lineage: Eukaryota; Metazoa; Arthropoda; Insecta; Hymenoptera; Formicidae. Bases 125 to 1771 code for a protein of 548 amino acids. The transcript is spliced from 8 exons. The record is from RefSeq and is a predicted model, not a curated record. Gene Ontology annotation, biological process: proton transmembrane transport; proton motive force-driven ATP synthesis.
AUAGAGCCUUGGGCGGGGGACGGACAGGGGUGGUGGGUUCGGACGUUCUUCCGAUCUUCGCUACCUGCCUAUCUCGAGUCGGCCGGUCGCUUUCACGUCCUCACGUUAAUUCGCAGCCUGGAAAAUGGCGCUCUUAUCCCUACGUUUCGCCUCGUCCCUGGUCAGGCACCUGCCGAAUACCACGGCCCAGAUCAAUUGGCCUGCUACUGCCAUAGCCUCCCGUAAAUAUCAUGUCUCCUGUAGCCGCCGCUCGGCAGAGGUUUCUGCUAUCUUGGAAGAACGUAUCCUUGGGGCGGCACCAAAGGCUAAUCUCGAAGAGACUGGCAGAGUGCUCAGCAUUGGAGAUGGUAUCGCGCGUGUGUACGGCUUGAAGAACAUUCAGGCCGACGAGAUGGUAGAAUUCAGUUCGGGCUUGAAGGGUAUGGCGUUGAACUUGGAACCUGACAACGUGGGUGUUGUCGUAUUUGGUAAUGACAGACACAUUAAGGAGGGCGACAUUGUCAAACGUACUGGCGCCAUCGUCGACGUUCCUGUUGGCGAACAAUUGUUGGGUCGCGUCGUCGACGCUCUGGGUAAUCCCAUCGAUGGUAAAGGGCCUCUCAACAACAAAUUAAGAUUCCGAAUUGGAACGAAAGCUCCAGGCAUUAUCCCGAGAGUGUCGGUGAGAGAACCUAUGCAGACUGGAAUCAAAGCUGUGGAUUCCUUGGUGCCUAUUGGUCGUGGUCAACGUGAAUUGAUCAUUGGAGACAGGCAAACUGGAAAAACCGCUCUUGCCAUUGAUACUAUUAUCAAUCAGAAGCGUUUCAACGACGGCGGAGAGGAGAAAAAGAAAUUGUAUUGCAUUUACGUCGCUAUUGGCCAAAAGAGAUCUACCGUUGCGCAGAUUGUAAAGCGCUUAACGGACAGCGGUGCUAUCGGCUACACUAUCAUUGUAUCUGCCACUGCCUCCGAUGCAGCCCCGCUUCAGUACUUGUCCCCAUACUCGGGAUGUGCCAUGGGAGAAUUCUUCAGAGAUAAUGGGAAACAUGCUUUAAUCAUCUACGACGAUUUGUCCAAGCAAGCUGUUGCCUAUCGGCAAAUGUCUUUGCUGCUUAGAAGACCGCCGGGUCGUGAGGCCUACCCUGGAGAUGUAUUCUAUCUUCAUUCUCGUUUGCUUGAAAGAGCUGCCAAAAUGAACGAAAAUUUAGGUGGUGGCUCGUUGACCGCUUUGCCUGUUAUCGAAACGCAAGCUGGUGACGUGUCUGCUUAUAUCCCUACCAAUGUUAUUUCUAUUACCGACGGUCAAAUCUUUUUGGAAACCGAAUUGUUCUACAAGGGUAUCCGACCUGCUAUCAACGUCGGUUUGUCUGUAUCGCGUGUCGGCUCUGCCGCUCAAACCAAGGCCAUGAAGCAGGUUGCCGGUUCUAUGAAGUUGGAAUUGGCUCAAUAUCGUGAAGUAGCGGCCUUCGCUCAGUUCGGUUCGGAUUUAGAUGCCGCUACCCAGCAAUUGUUGAAUCGUGGCGUGAGGUUGACGGAACUUCUCAAACAGGGACAAUACGUACCUAUGGCUAUUGAGGAACAGGUAGCAGUCAUAUAUUGCGGUGUACGUGGUUAUCUUGACAAAAUGGAUCCGACAAAGAUCACUAGCUUUGAAACAGAAUUCCUCGCACACAUCAGGUCAACUCAACAAGAUCUUCUUGCUACGAUCGCGAAAGAAAAUUCAAUUAGCGAAGCAUCAGAUGCAAAACUGAAGAAAAUAGUUACAGAUUUCCUCUCAUCCUUCUCAGCGUAGAGCGCGAUCAUCGAGUGUUAUUUUAAUGCGAGUCAACAUAGAUGAUUGAAGAACGUGAAGCGUUCUUGAAGAUUUCUCUGCUGCUGAUGUGCGUUAAUGUACCGAUAUUACUCAUUGCUAUACAAAUGUUAUUAUUAUUAUGUAAUUAUGUAUAAUAUCUGUACAUUAAAAAUAUUACAGCAAUUCCAUGUACGACUUGUAAACUCGAUAGCCGUCUACAAUAUAUUGAUACCAAAAAAAUCAGUCUGAUAAAAA